Messenger RNA from Micropterus salmoides (largemouth bass), 6588 nucleotides. RefSeq names its product A disintegrin and metalloproteinase with thrombospondin motifs 2-like. Gene Ontology annotation, cellular component: extracellular matrix. The record is from RefSeq and is a predicted model, not a curated record. Gene Ontology annotation, biological process: proteolysis; extracellular matrix organization. NCBI's taxonomy places the organism in Eukaryota, Metazoa, Chordata, Actinopteri, Centrarchiformes, Centrarchidae. Gene Ontology annotation, molecular function: metalloendopeptidase activity.
GAGAGAGAGAGAGAGAGAGAGAGAGGAGGAGAGCUCCGUCUCUCCCGGUGCACUUGGCAGUCUAGUUGCGGGCUGCUGUGCUGUUGCUGUCGUGGCGUGGCUGGUAGCGCCAGGCGGGGAACUUCACCACACUGGAGCCCGGAGUCCCACUCUCUCACCUGCGCAGUUCGGAGCUGCCAUGGGUCUCUCGCCUGGAUUUACUGUCCUAAUUAUUCUACCGGCCUUUCUGCUGCACACCAGCGGCCUCUACAUCGCCAGUAGCGUUGGCUCCCUGCAGCAUGUCCUGGGGGAGUAUGGACUGGUGAGACCGAUCAGUGUGGACGCAGAGGGCCGCUUCCUGUCACACGCCGUCUCGGCUGGCCACAUGGCAGGAGGGCAGUCCCGUAGGCGCCGGAGGAGGGAGGUAGGAGUAGGCAAUGAUGAGUGGGAAGAACCAAGAGCAGAGCCUGUGGCCCCUCGGGAAAGGCUUUACUACAACGUCACCAUCUUUGGCCGGGAGUUUCACCUGCGCCUGCAUCACAAUGCCAGGCUGGUGGCCCCCGGAGCCAAGAUUGAGUGGCGUGAUGACAAUGACAGCACUCGGCACGCCGAGCCACUGCACGAUGAAUGCUUAUACGUGGGUGACAUCACAGAUACACCAGGAGCCACUGUGGCUAUCAGCAACUGCGAUGGCCUGGCUGGUAUGAUCAGGAUCGAGCAAGAGGAGUUUUUUAUCGAGCCGAUCGAGGGGGCCGAUGGAGUGAUGGAAGAGGAGGACGAGGAGGGAGGAGGGGGAAGGACACACAUCGUCUAUCGCUCCUCAGCCGUAAAGAAAGCGCCCAUCAGCAGCGCAGCAGCAGACUACCACUCCAGAGGUGCUGAUCUCGGUGGCCUGAUGGACCUAGAGUCUCUGUACCGCGGUGUCCAGCAGAGCAUCAACCACACGCGGCGGCGAACACGCAGACAGAGCCUGGACAGGGCCUACAACAUCGAGGUGCUGCUGGGCGUCGAUGACUCGGUGGUCCAGUUUCACGGGAAAGAGCACGUCCAGAAGUACCUGCUCACACUCAUGAACAUUGUGAAUGAAAUCUACCAUGACCAGUCUUUGGGAGCAAAGAUCAGUGUGCUGGUGCGGAUUAUCAUGCUUGGCUACGGAAAGUCCAUGAGCCUGAUUGAACUGAGGAACCCGUCUCAGAGUCUGGAGAAUGUGUGUCGCUGGGCCUUCCUGCAGCAGAAGCAGGACACAGGCGACGCCGAGUAUCACGACCACGCCAUCUUCCUCACACGGCAGGAAUUUGGCCCCACGGGCAUGCAGGGUUACGCCCCAGUGACGGGCAUGUGCCACCCAGUGAGGAGCUGCACUUUGAACCACGAGGAUGGUUUCUCUUCUGCCUUUGUGGUGGCACACGAGACCGGACACGUGCUGGGGAUGGAGCACGAUGGCCAGGGGAACCGCUGCGGAGAUGAGGUCCACAUGGGCAGCAUCAUGGCUCCACUAGUACAAGCUGCCUUCCACCGCUUUCACUGGUCUAGAUGUAGCAUGCAAGAGCUGGGACGCUACCUUCACUCCUAUGACUGUCUCCGUGAUGACCCCUUUGACCACAACUGGCCGUCGCUGCCUCAGCUUCCUGGUUUGCACUACUCCAUGAAUGAACAGUGUCGCUUUGACUUCGGUGUGGGCUACACAAUGUGCACCGCGCUACAAAAGGCGGGCCAGUCUGGAACGCAGUAUCGCACAUUUGACCCAUGUAAGCAGCUAUGGUGUAGCCACCCAGACAAUCCCUUCUUCUGCAAGACCAAGAAAGGACCCCCUAUUGAUGGCACAAUGUGUGGGGAUGGGAAGCACUGCUUUAAAGGUCACUGCAUCUGGUUGACCCCGGACAUCAUAAAGCAAGAUGGAAACUGGGGUUUGUGGAGUGAGUUUGGGCAGUGCUCCCACACAUGCGGUGGAGGAGUACAGUUUCGCACACGCGACUGUGACAAUCCUAGACCAGCCAAUGGAGGCCGUCCCUGUGUGGGGACAGCUUACCAGUUCCAAAUGUGCAACACCAACGAGUGUGAGGAUAUCUACAGUGACACGCGAGAGGAGCAAUGCCACGCUUGGGACCCUCGCUUUGAACUCAACAGCAACAAGCACCACUGGCUGCCUUACGAACACUCAGAUCCUAACAAACGCUGCCACCUGCAUUGCCAAUCCAAGGAGACACGAGACGUGGUCUUCAUGCAGAGAAUGGUUCUGGACGGCACACGCUGCUCAUACAAGGACCCCUACAGUGUGUGUGUGCGUGGGGAGUGUGAGAAAGUGGGCUGUGACGGUGUGGUCGGCUCUUCAAAGCAGGAGGACAAGUGUGGAGUUUGUGGAGGAGACAAUUCCAGCUGCAAAACCUUCAAAGACACCAUCACGCGUACUGCCAAGAAACAAGGUUUCCUCAAAGUUCUUGAAAUCCCCAGAGGAGCAAGGCACUUGCUGAUCCAAGAGCUGAAAGCGACCUCACACAAUUUAGCUGUAAAGAACGUAGCAUCAGGACUGUUCUUCUUGAACGGGGAAAAUGAAUAUCCAGAAUCACGCUCGCUCAUAGAAAAGGGCGUGGAGUGGGAAUAUGAGAAUGACAAUGACAAAGAGACACUUCAGACCACUGGUCCUCUCAGACAUGGAAUUCUGAUCAUGAUGAAACUACAUGGAGAUGAGGAUGUGAAUUUGUCUUAUAAGUACAUGAUGAACAUGGACAGUGACUGUGCCAUUCUGAACAACAUACUGGUAGAAGACAGUGCCUACGAGUGGGCUCCAAAGAGAUGGUCGUACUGCUCCAAGCCCUGUGGUGGAGGAAAGCAGUACCUGCGCUAUGGCUGCAGAAGAAAAGUUGACAGUAAGAUGGUCCACAAGAGCUUUUGUAACAAAUCCAACAUGAAACCUCGAGGAGACACCAGAGACUGCAACCAGAAGCCCUGCCCUCCACCCACUUGGGUGACAGGGGAGUGGCAGAACUGCAGCAAACAGUGUGGAAAAACUGGGAUGCAAAUCCGCUCGGUCAGCUGUGUCCAGCCCUCAGAUGACAAUACCACACGCUCCAUCCACAAUAAACACUGUAACGACAACCGGCCCGAGGCACGCAGACCCUGCAACCGACACCCUUGCCCCACCCAGUGGAGAGUGGGGCCAUGGUCACAGUGCUCAGUGACAUGUGGUAAUGGAACCCAGCAGAGGCAGGCUCUGUGCCACACCAGGGACAACACCAUUGGCCUGUGCCUGGACAGUAAGCCCGAUACCAUCAGAGUCUGUCGCCUGGAUCCAUGUCCCAAGGGCUCAUCAGACCUCAACAAGAAUGGCAACAUCCUGAUCCAGUGGCUGUCCCGCCCCAACCCCAACUUCCCAAAGAUCUCCUCACGCCAGCGUUGUCAUGGAGACCGCUCAGUGUUCUGUCGUAUGGAGGUGCUGAAGCGCUACUGCUCUCUACCGGACUUCCAGCGUAUGUGCUGCAAGUCCUGCAGCAAUGUUACCAUCGCAGAGCCUCCAUCUAACUCCACCUCUAGAUCCACCUCCAUCCAACCAAGUGUUACAGCAACUCCACCCACCAGCACUCUUAGCUCUAGCUUUAUCACCAAAGCUGUCAUCACCACCAUUUCAGCUUCUACCAUCAAUCCCUGGACUCAUCCUCCUACCUCCACCACUGUUGUUCCCCAUUUCACCUCUUCCCCCCUAAAUGCCACACAAAUGAUCACCGCUCAUCCUCCAGCUGCCACCAGUGCUCCUGUCCCCCCCACUACCUUUUCCACCUCAGUUAUUACAACCCUUCCCAGCGUUACUGCUCACCCGCUGCCUCUGCCUACCCCAGAUAUAGACGAGAGCACAGAUCUACAGUUACAGAGCACUACAAACAGUCCCACACACCUUUCAGCAACAGCCAGUCCAACUAUGACAAAUCCAACAGAAAGCAGUUCAAAAACAGACACCUGGCUAAAAUCCAAGCCCAAAAACAAUAUACCACCAAAGAAACCCCCCAAAAAGAUAAUUCCACCUAAGAUCAAUCCAAAAAAGAAUACAGCACUAAAGAAUACUACAGGAAAAGGUUUUCCACCAAAGAGCAGUCCCAAAAAGAAAACAAAUGCUAAUCCAAAAAAAAAAGCAACUCCCAAAAAGAAUACUCUCAAAAAGACCACUCAAGCUAAUAUUACUCCCAAAAAGACCACUCCGGCAAACACAACUCCCAAAAAGACCACUCUGGCAAACAUAACUCCCAAAAAGAUCACUCCAGCAAACAGUACUCCUAAAAAGACUCCUCCUAUGAAGACUACUGUUAAAAAGACUCCUCCAGUGAAGAAUACUCCUGGGAAAAAUACAAAACCCACGCCCAAAAAGGAGGCCAAACCUAAAAAGAAUAUUCAGGUAAAGACAAAAGUUACUAAACAAACUCAAACAAAGUCAAAUCCCCAAAAUAACCCAAAACCGGGGCCCAAAAAUACCACAAACUCUCAGGCCAAGGUUAAUCAGAAUAAGGCCACAGUGAAAAAGACUAAUCCAAAAAAGAAAACACUUCAAACAACUUCUUCAGAUUAUACCACAGCUCCCACUCCAUACACAAGUCCAGAACAACAAAGAGAGUACUUUUCUUCCACUAUCUCGUCCAGCACUAGCGUAUAUGCGACAGCUACAGGCAUGCCUUUCUCCGAGUCCAGAAUCAAUGUCACGUACAUCAGUAACAACACAGCAGCUACAGAUGAAACUCCGCUCUGGUAUGAUGAUGCUUUAGCCACAACACCCAGCACUUUAGCCACAACACCCAGCACUUUUGAUGAUGUCAUUAAACCAACUAGAACCGUUAAUUUUGAAGAUGUCAACAUUGCUAGUGGAACCAUGCCAUAUAGUGAUGUCACAACGACCAGCAGCGGUGAUGUCACAGUAAGCAGCGGGACCAUUCUCAGUGGUGAUGACAUCACAGUGUCCUACGGCAAUGUGGGAGUGAUUAGUGACACCAUGGUGUUAGACGACAGCCUCACCAUGGUGAUCCCGACCAUCAACAGUGAGGAUAUGACAGACCUCACUUCCUCACCUUGGCUGGACCUGUCUGAGUACAUCCCUGUGAGUGUCCCUCUUCCUACGACAACCUCAGACCCUCCCACAGCCUCACCUCCCACCUCCGUCAAUCCAACAACAGAAAAACCAGCAAUCACAAUCAUCACCACCUCUACUGUAAGACCUCAACGAAAACCAGAGGAGAACAGUGAUAACAACUCCGUUGACAUCAUAUACAACAGGAUCAUCGGCGUAGACAAUGACAUCUCCCAGAACAACGUGAUCCCAAAGCGCCGGGUCAACCUUAGAGAAAGAACCAGGAACAAACGCAUUCAGGAGCUUCUGGAGGAGAAGAGGAACUUUCUCCUCAGGAUGAAGAGAGGCCACACAGCAUGAUAGACAAAGUCUUAACAUUUCUCUUAUGGAGAUGAACAUUUUCUUUACAGACUUUCAUAAGCCCUGUUAAACCCCUUCUGAUCUGCCAUGAUGCUUUCUAUCAGGCCUUUCCACCAAAAAAACCCUCUCUGCCAUAUCACUAUCGUGACAAUCAGGUCUGUUGCAGACAGAGAAUAGCAUGGCCAAAUGUUUGAACAGUUGCUUUGAGUAAAGAAAAGUCCUUUAGAGUACAGACUGUUGCUGAUAUGAAGCAAAUCGCCCCGCCUGUGUAAACACAAAGACGACAAACAGCCGGGAUGAAGAGUGUACAUCCAGUUUGACCAGCACUUUACAAAGCCAAGCUUUGACCCCCCCGCCCAAACCACCCAUAGUCUUAUUUCAGGAGUCAAUGAUAAUGUAGAUAAGGUGUAAUGUGGUUUUUAAAAUUGAUUUAUCCCUACUGGCACUUAUGGAGCAACAAAACAUACCACCUACAAUCCAAAUCUCCAUCUCCAUGUUCAGCUCAUUUCCCAACAAACAGAUUUAAUACUGCUAAUCCCUGAUUAAGAGCUACUGUAGGACGAAAUGAAAAUGUCUCCCUGUUAAGUCGCCAGCACCCUGAAUAACCUAUACAAACUGCAAAUUGGCGCUUAUGGAGGCCUGAAAGCAAUAUGUUAAUUACUAUCAGAACGUCAAAGUUUUUGGUUUAAUUGAUUUGUAAAGGUUUAACAUUGCCUGGACUGUGUUUCCAAAGCAAAGGUUUGUCUGAAUGCAUGGGGUCUCAUCUCUCAGGAAGGUCAGAUACAGUAUGGAAGACUAGUGAGGAACAUUGCCAACCACUUGGUGCUACCUGAAUUUUUAUGAUAUGUUUUGACAUGUAAUUAAGCUAGAUGGGAAAACAAAAUUCAAAACGGCCAGUCAAGCAUGGUGCAUUUUAUGUUAGUUUUGCUAAGAGCAAUGUCCCUUAUGCAUUCAUUUAUGUACAAAAAUACAAAAAUAUAACGACAACAAGCCCGUUUGUAUUAACUGUAUCCAAAUAGAAGCUUUGAGGGCCACUUUGUUUUCUUUUGUAAAAGUUGUAUUAUUGGUACAUCUCUAAAUAGUGAACAGCAGCUGCAAAAGCACCAACGGAUCUGUCUGUACGAUAUCUGUACAUAUGAAAAAGAACUUAAUGUUUAAUAUUUAUUAAAGUUUAAGUGCCUGUGGUAUUUUGCAAACUGUCA